GAGCGGGACGCCUGAUAACAUUCUCUUAUUUGCUGUCUUUCAUAUUCUGAAGACGAUGAUUUUGCUUCUUCUUCCUACAUGAAGGGAUCACAACUCCGCAAUGACAUAGCGAUUGAAGAUGGAAGUGAGGAAGCAGAAAGAGCAGUAAUUGCAAAACCUGUUGCUUCAAGGCCUACUUGCUCCACCUUUAGACCUGUCUCAAAACCGCUUGCAGGUGCCAUUAAUGUCUCUUUUUCCUCUGUUCACUCUUAUCAAACCUCAGAUUCAGCCAUCAGACCCAAAACUGUGAGGUCCAGGCCAUCCCCAUAUCACCCCCUUCCUCCUGCUGGUUUUGAUUCUUCUCAGAGUGCAAAAUCUGACAAGAUUUACAAGCCAAUGGCAAAAGUUGCAUCAAAGACCACUGCUUCUCUCUUGGCAAAUAUGAGAAAUUGCAGUACCGGUCAUCAUCAGCCUCCACUGCAAGAAAAGUUCAGAGACUAUUUACACCCAAAAGUUGAUACCCCCCAAGCAACUGAACCCUGUAAGGUGGAGGAAGACACAAAGGCUUUAACAUUCGAUAACCAUGGCGGCCGACCUUCUUAUGAUGGAUUCAAGUGGAGAAAAUAUGGGCAGAAGCAGGUUAAAGGAACCGAGUACCCGAGGAGUUACUACAAAUGCACAUAUCCUAAUUGUGCCGCUAAGAAGAAGGUUGAAAGAUCACUUGAUGGUCAGAUUGCAGAAAUAGUAUAUAAUGGUUCACACAAUCAUUCAAAGCCUCAGCCUCCUAAGCGAAACUCGGCUUUAUUAUCAGGAGCGGCGGGCGACGAAAUGAGUCAAGACAGUGACACAAACAACAAUUUAUGGAGCAGUGACAAUGGAGAGAGGAAAGAAGGAAAAACUCCUCUGUUAGAUGGUGGGGGAGGAGGCCUUGAGAAUUCGUGCGCUCAAACUGGGUAUUGCGAGGAAGGAGGAAGAAAGGAGUUUGAGGCGGAGGAAGAGCCUAGAAGCAAAAGAAGGAAAAACGAGAGUAGCAAAUCCUAUGAAAUAGCAGUUUCAGAGGAAGGUGAAGGGCCUGGAGGAGUGGUGCCAAAUUAUGCAGAUUCAGAAAUAGUAGGGGAUGGGUUCCGCUGGAAACAAUAUGGGCAGAAGGCUGUGAAGGGCAAUCCAUAUCCCAGAAGUUACUAUAGCUGUACUAACAUGAAGUGUAAGGUGCGAAAACAUGAUGAAAGAGCAAUAGAUGAGCCAGGAGCAGUUAGGACCAAGUACGAGGGAAAGCACAACCAUGAGAUGCCUUGACCACCAAGCAUGAUUCAAUUCGAUUCAGCGGCCCUACUUGCUGCAAACUUGUUGAUAUUUUUGCAUCGUGGAGUCUCACUGGUACUCCUUCCCCUGCGUUUGCUUCUCCCUCGAUUCCAACAAGUCCUCGUUAGUAAGAAAUAAUCGGUGUUGUAAUCCACAAAAUGGACGCUUGUUUAAUCUGAUGGAGUUAGAUUGUGUAUUUCCUUA
Neltuma alba is the source of this 1485-nucleotide messenger RNA. Its product is annotated as WRKY transcription factor 44. Gene Ontology annotation, biological process: regulation of DNA-templated transcription. Lineage: Eukaryota; Viridiplantae; Streptophyta; Magnoliopsida; Fabales; Fabaceae. The transcript is spliced from 5 exons. The coding region runs from base 79 to 1275 and encodes 398 amino acids. The record is from RefSeq and is a predicted model, not a curated record. Gene Ontology annotation, molecular function: DNA-binding transcription factor activity; sequence-specific DNA binding.